Messenger RNA from Durusdinium trenchii, 2952 nucleotides. The record is from the annotation of a GenBank genome assembly. NCBI's taxonomy places the organism in Eukaryota, Dinophyceae, Suessiales, Symbiodiniaceae.
AUGGCUCUUAGCUUGGAGGUAGCGUGGGAAGCCUCGGUUUUCGCCUCGUGCGGCGCAGCGCAGGAGACGACCUACAGCGCCUACCCCCGAGGCAUGGGUGCUCCCUUGCCUGGAGGGAUGCCACUGGUGAAGAGCUUUGCAUCUCAGGGGCUGUCGGCGCGUGCCGGUCUCGCCAAGAAGUCGGACGACGCUCCUCCGUCCGCGGUGGCCACCACCGGAGGCAUGUUCUCCUGGGUGGACCAGGCCAAGCAGAUCUUCACCGGAACGGCACCGGCCAGGAAGACCUCAGACAGAGCCCCUGAGUAUCCAAAGGAGCAAACCCGCCGAAGCGACGCCAACUUCAGCAGUGCGAAGGCGAAGGUCUCACGCCUAGUGGCCACGGCUCAGCUGGUGCGCACCGGGUGCCGCAAGUGCUGCAGCUGCUUGCAGGGCUCACCGGUGCUGUGCCUCAUCAUUACGCCCCUGGUCGUAUUGAUCUUCAUCCUCAUCGCCGUCUUCAAUGUCUGCUUGGCCCGCUUGUUGACGGCUCCUGGCGCAGUCCUUUUCAAUGUGCUCCUGCUUUGGUUAGUGCUUCGGCUGGUCGUGAGGGUCUUGGUCUUCCCCGGCUCCAUCCUCUUGUGGCGCCGCAACACAGAGGCCUCCUACCGUGCCGAGAUGGCGAAGCAGUUCGCCAGUCACCUGGAGCACCUGCGCGGCUUCGUGGCCGAAGCCCUAGGCCGGGCGGGAGACGGGCACCGGACCGAGGCGACCCUGGAGGGCACCUUGUUAGGCCUGAUGGUGGUCGAGGGCUUGGCCCGGAACUUCCGGGUGCAGCAGAGAGAUCAGGUGAAAUUCACCACUGAGCAGGUCCAGCUAAGAGGGCUGGUCCAGGCCGUGGAAGUCUGGCUGAGCCAAGCCAAGGUCCUGGACAGGCGUGCCGAGAUACCCCUGAAUGACUGGCUGCAGCGCCAUGUGCAGAAUGUGGUGAAGGUCCCGCUGCGCUAUGCAGUGAACAGUACUCCCUUGGUCUCGGAAGCCAAAGCGGAGGCCGAAGGCACCCUUCAGCGCCUGGAGCAGCUUCUGCAUAUCUUCUACGAUCUGCAGCGAUCGCCGGACGGCCUUUGUGCCAGCACCAGGCGCUUUCUGCGGACGCCAGUGGUUGGAUCGCUGAACCAGCUCAGGGCAGAGCUCCUGUUGCGCUACAGCGCACAGCACUACUGGGUGCGCACCGGCGGCCGCAAGAUCGACGCGGUGUUCAUCUCCGCCAAGGGAGACCGUGACGAAGCCCUGACCGAGAGUCCCGACGCGAAGGAGGAUGCUCCCUUGAAGGACCUCGAACCGCGUGGGCAUGUGGUAGUUUGGUGCAACCCCAAUGCCGCCUACUACGAGACCAUGGCCUAUGAAUCCCAUUGGUUGGACUUCUACCUCUCCCAGGGCUGCAGCAUCUUCGUUUUUAACUACAGUGGAUUUGGACGGUCCCAAGGGCAUCCAAGUCCAGGCCGCCUGAGCGCUGACGGCGAUGCGGUGGUGGACUUCCUGCGGCGGAGGGGUUUCACUCAGGUGGCCGUGCAUGGACGGUCAAUUGGAGGCAUUGCUGCUUGUCGCAUUGCCCGAAAGAAUCCCGACAUCGUGAAGGUCCUGGUCGCUGACCGUACCUUCUCAACCUUGGCCAAGGCGGGCGGGAAGGCGUCCGUGGAGGGCGAGGCGGCGAAGUACACCUUUGGAGAUUGGGCUGCCAAGGGCUUGUCUUUGUCAGCCACUUGGGCGGACAAUGUCUCCAACUAUGUCAACACCAAGUGCUACAAGGUGAUGCUGUGCGAUCCCAAGGACGCCACCAUCCCGGACCUCGCUGCGCUGCGCACGGCAGUGGCCCAGAAGGUCUUGGAACAGGUGCCUUCCAGCGAGCGCUUUUCCUAUGAGGCCCGGCCCGGGGCGAAGUGGGCGCUGCAACGGUGCCGGGAGCACCCGGUUGGCUCGAACGCAGGCUUGGACCGCAUGGCAGAAGCCUGGACCUUCUUCGAGGUCCUGCUCUCCAUUUGCGAUGCCUGCGACGGCGGAUGUGUUUGCCAACCGCGCUUCGGGGAAUCCAAGCGCUCCGCCCGGCAGCCGGUGGUGGGGAAGCCGGUGGUCGAGACUGAAACCGCUCCGCAGGCCGGUGACGAAGACUCGCGGCUGGUGGCCCGGCCACCGACACCGGCGAAGGUGACGGUGCAGUGGCUUCAGGAGCACAGCGACUUUGUGCACUUCACCAUGUCACCCCACAUCGACCUCCUUCGCCAGGCCGUGGACAGUUUGGGCUCCAGGUUCAACGCGAGUGGCCUGCCAUUAGAUGAGGCCCUAGGAGGUCAUCAGGAGGAUGCUGCUGAAGCCUUGCAGUGCUUCUUGUGCAACUUGCAGGUGUGGGGGUCUUUGGCCCUCCGGGGCGCCUCGGGGGAGUUCAGCCCUAUGCCGCGCACCGCCGUGGACGAUGACCUGGAGCUCUUCCUGGCCAGAGGUCUCAGUGGUACCACGGCGUCCAUGAGCGCGCGCUUGGCGAAAGUGGCCGAGCAGUUGACGCCGUCGAGGAUGUCCGACUACCAUCGACAGCUGGCGCGAGUUGGAGUGGCCCGUGUGCGUCGAGACUUCCGGCAGCAGCUCUCCGCGCUGCAGCGGAGUCUGGAUGCCUCUGUGGCGCAGGGCGACUGCCCACUGAGUGCGGCGGUCUUGACGCAUCUCCGAGAGGUGGAGAAGUUCAUGACAGCCAUCUACCGCUUCUUUAAAUGCGUGGACAUCAGUGGCCAAGGCGAGGUUUUGGGUCCUAGGUGUUGUGCUUGGCACAUUUGCACGACACGUCCUCCUUCUGCGGUACGGUCCGGAGCGUUGGCCAAUGCUAGCUCUUCCACUCCGGAGCGGGCAGGGGAUCUGGAGCGACCGGAUUCAGGUGCGGGUGCUGAGCAUUGCUGGAAGACACUCAGCGCAAGCCCGUGCUUUUGA